UUCGACAGUCCCGGCGAAAGAUCAGGGAUUUUUUUAUUGUUGCGGUGAUUAUCUAUUGGGAAGAAGUGAAAAUAUGGGUCCCGUUGAGCUACUUCACAUGUCCGUGUUCUCCCAGAGUUUCUCACCCUGCGGUCGUUUUUUGGCUGCGGGGAACAACUAUGGUGAGAUCGCUGUAUUCAGUCUGUCCUCUGCGCUCAGUCCAGAAGCCACAGAGAUCAGUCAAAAACCGAUCCUAACCUUCACGGCGCAUGAGGGUCCUGUCUUCUCGCUCCUCUCCACGGACACACACCUCUUGAGUGCUGGAAAUGGGGAGGUCAGCGCCUGGAGCUGGGCAGAGCUAACUAAGAGAAACCCUAAAGCUGUAUGGACAAGAAGACCACAUUACAAAUCAAGUCUUGAGAUCCCAGAGAUCAAUGCUAUGGUCAUUAACCCUAAAGAUAACAGUUUGGCAGUUGGUGGAGGAGACAACAACAUUCACAUCAUGGAUCUUGAGAGUGGACUCUUCAAGUCAGUGUUACAGGGUCACAAUGACUACAUCCACUGUCUGAGCAUCAGAGAGAGAGAGGGGGAGCUUCUCUCUGGGGGAGAGGAUGGAGCUGUGAGGAUAUGGGAUUCCAGGACAGGGCAAACUGUGCACUGUAUAGAGGUGUACAAGUACGAGGACUGUGCUCGACCCCAGUAUGGGAAGUGGAUCAGCUGCCUUACAACUGAUUCUGAGUGGAUGCUUUGUGGAGGGGGGCCCUCCCUUUCUCUCUGGCAUCUUCGCUCCCUCUCGCCCACUUCCGUCUUCCCACUUUCAGGCUGUCAACGACAAGCAACUUUCUAUCAGGACCUGAUCUUGUCAGUGGGGGAGGGGCAGUUUGUGGCUCAUUGCCUCCUGGGUGGAGAGGUGAAGUCAUUGAUUCCGUGCACUCCCCCAUCACUCAAUACACUGGCGCUGAAUACCAACAGUACUGAGCACAGGGUCCUGACAGUGGGGGGUAGCAGCGGCCAGAUAGAUGUCUUCACCAACCUGUCCUACAGGGCAUUUUCUCUUUCUUUCUGAUGAAUAUGCACAACAAAACUGUUAUGUACACACCUCAUCUUCACACUGUGCUCAGUAGUGGUAUGCACACAUUGUCCCAGACACAGAGACUAAUAAUUUUGAAAAGAUACCUGA
Molecule: messenger RNA, 1159 nt
Organism: Megalops cyprinoides (Indo-Pacific tarpon)
Lineage: Eukaryota; Metazoa; Chordata; Actinopteri; Elopiformes; Megalopidae
Gene: thoc6
Product: THO complex 6
Exons: 13
Coding region: 74-1045 (323 amino acids)
Biological process (GO): mRNA export from nucleus
Cellular component (GO): THO complex; transcription export complex
Molecular function (GO): protein binding
Source: RefSeq, a predicted model, not a curated record